GUUGACCUUGGUUAGCUUUGCAUUUGGCCGGCUCAGAGUCAUGGCCGCUCUCCGAAGCAGACUGAACAACGGCUUGCUUCGAUUUUGGAUUUACCAGGCGGUUGGCAUAGAAAACAGAUAUGUUCACAGUGUUUUCAAAGAUGGAGAGAUCUUUUCAAAAAAGAUAUAUUCAUUUAAACAAUCAUCUUCAUUGAUUUUUAACCAAUCAUGUGGCAACCAUAUCACACUUACAUCACACAGCUACUCACAAACACCAGAACAUGAAAAAAAAAGCACUGAUAAAUCCCAUCGUAGUCCUCAUUCCCUGGUAGAGAAAGAUUUAUCAUCCCUUACAGACGAAAUAAGACAGGAAUUUAGUACAGCAUCUAAAGAAUUAUGUGAGGUUGUAGAGUAUUAUUUUGAUGGACAGGGCAAAGCAUUUCGUCCCAUGGUUGUUUUACUCAUGUCCCAUGCUUGUAAUAAGCACAUCAAUUUAUAUAAUCCACAAAUUAUAAAAUCUCAAAAGAGAAUAUCAGUGAUAGCUGAAAUGAUCCACACAGCUAGCUUAGUUCAUGAUGAUGUCAUUGAUGCAGCAGAUACACGAAGAGGCAAAACCAGUGUCAACUUGGUGUGGGGGCAAAGAAAAUCCAUUUUAGCUGGCGAUUUUAUUUUAUCAGUAGCCUCAAUGGCCUUGGCACGAAUACGUAAUGAACAAAUAGUGACCAUUUUAUCUCAGGUUAUAGAGGAUUUAGUCCGAGGUGAAUUUAUGCAAUUGGGAUCUAAAGAAGAUGAAAAUGAAAGAUUCUCACAUUAUCUCAGGAAAACCUUUAAAAAAACUGCCAGUUUAUUAGCCAAUAGUUGUAAAGCUGUAGCCGUAUUAGCUAAUUGUGAAGAAGAUGUAACAGAUAUAGCAUAUCAAUAUGGACGUAAUAUAGGUAUAGCUUUUCAGUUAAUAGAUGAUUUAUUAGAUUUUACGUCCUGUGAUAAAACAUUAGGUAAACCAACAGCAGCCGAUUUAAAACUUGGUUUAGCUACAGCACCUGUUUUAUUUGCUGCACAACAGUAUCCCCAGUUAAAUUCUCUUAUCAUGAGGAGAUUUUCUAAAAGUGGAGAUGUUGAAACUGCUAGACAUUUGGUUGCCAAGAGUGAAGGAGUAGAACAGACAAAAUUGUUAGCAAUUCAACAUGGAAGAGAGGCUAUACGACAAAUAAAUCAACUUGAUCAAUCAGAUGAACAACGAGCCUUAAUAAAUAUAGUUAAUAUGGUGUUAAAUAGAUCUAAAUAACCCUAGUUAGCCUAGAAUAAUUAAUUGUAUCUUGUCUGAUAAUUAAUACUUGUAAAAACACUUCCAAUAUAAAAUGUUCCCUCAAGGUUAAUUAGGCCAUAUAUUCCAAACUUUAAACUGAAAAUAUAUUCUUAAAAUGACAGGGAAAAAUAAAGUUAUUGACUGAAAGAGAUACAUAUGUUCACAAUAAAUAAAAUAUAAAUAGACAGAAAGACAUCCUUAUCUACAGCUUGUAAUCAGCACAUAAAAUACCCACUGAAUACUUAAUGUUUCUUGUUUCAUGCAACAAAUUCCCAUGUUAUUUGGAUAUAUCCUCAGAUCAAUGAAAUCUUUAGAUCUCCUGGUACAAGGGUACAAAGCAAUAUGAAAUUACAACUUUUCUGUCUUAAGCAAACGAAUUAAACGGACCACAAAGGAAUCUACACAUGUUCAGUUAGUGAGUACAUUCUGAACAUUAUAAACAUUCAUGGUUAUACAAUACUACUACAACAGACAGUAUCUCACACAUUGCAUUCGAUGAAGGGUGCAUAUUUUACCUCUCAGUGCGCCUUGUAUUCCCGUAUAAAUUAUAAGUUGGAUUGACCAACAAAAAUGUUAUAAUGUGUGGAAUUACCUGAACAAGUGAAUUAGAUUUCAUUUGAUCGAAAGAUAAUUUAAUUAAACUAAACUAUGGUUCAAUCAAACAAAUUUACUCUUUAUGGCUUCAAAUGUUGACAAUCAUUUACGUUUUUUGUAUAUCUUUAUGAGAGAAUUUCUUGAUAACAAUAUUCUAUAGUAAACCCAAUAUUAAUAUUUCUUUUCAAAUAUUUUUGUAAAAUACUUUACUCUUUGUUAUAUUAACAGAAGUACUGUUAUGUAUUGUAAUUGGCCUUAAAUGUAUAAUUUUGUAAGUAUGUUUGGAAUGUGUUUCAAAUUUACAUCAAAAUAGCAUAAUCAAAUGAAUUCUCAUUUGAAAAUAAGCCCAAAAAUGUGAUACUGUUUCACUACACAAAGAUUAUUUCAUUUGCUGUGCAUAUCCAUAAAAAGGCAAAUUAUCAGACAAGAUUGUUGUCAAUUGUUUGAAAUAUUUAUUAUAUACAAUAUUAUUAUUACAUUUAUAUUUUGUAAAUAAAUUGUUGAUACAAAAUUUGAUAUGCUAAUAAUUGGACUUUUCCCUAUUAUUACACACUUAUGUGGAAAUGUGGUCGUAUAUUGCCGUUGGUUCGUGGUCCACAAUUUCCUCUGAACACUCUACAGACUACAUUUAUUAUCUGAUCAGUUUGAAAUUAAUACAUAUUCUUAUACAUUAGUGAGACGAAGAAGCCUAUUUAAUUUCAACAAUUUCCGUUACAUGCAUUAUUUCAAUUAGUAAAAUGGAGAAGACUUUCAAAUUUCAUCAAUUUCCAUUUAUAACUUCUGGAGUUAUGGCCCAUGUGUUACGUUAAUUACUUCUAGAGUUUUCACCUUUGUUGAACCAUGUGAAUGCUCCAACAACUAAAGUUAUUAUCUGA
Messenger RNA from Patella vulgata (common limpet), 2754 nucleotides. RefSeq names its product all trans-polyprenyl-diphosphate synthase PDSS1. The record is from RefSeq and is a predicted model, not a curated record. Gene Ontology annotation, molecular function: prenyltransferase activity. The coding region runs from base 41 to 1264 and encodes 407 amino acids. NCBI's taxonomy places the organism in Eukaryota, Metazoa, Mollusca, Gastropoda, Patellidae. The transcript is spliced from 10 exons. Gene Ontology annotation, biological process: ubiquinone biosynthetic process; isoprenoid biosynthetic process. Gene Ontology annotation, cellular component: mitochondrion; transferase complex.